UGAUCGACCCGCCCGAUCUUCCGACCACAUCCGUGUCAAAACCAAGGCCACAUUUUUUCCCUUGCUUACUGACGUGCUACACUCACCUUCUUACGACUGAUAAGCCCGUCCGUUCCAUCCGGCCCCCUCCCGUCCCCCUUUCUUUUCGACAGAGAAGCAGCUCUUAUGCGAUAGUUCGACUGGUUUUCGCGCUUUUUCUUUGUCUGGUUCUCGUUCAUCCGGUUAGGCGCAAUGGCGGCGUCCUCCUCCGCUCCGCUACGCGCCGGUCUCGAUGGCCCAUCCGCAGGACGAUCACCCGCCCACAUGGCCACCACCACGGUAAAUGUCGAUGGAAUGACAUGCGGCGCAUGUACCUCCGCCGUGGAGGGUGCCUUCAAGGGCGUCGACGGGGCUGGAGACGUGUCCGUGAGUUUGAUGAUGGGCAGGGCUGUUGUACACCACGACCCGACCUUACUUCCAGCGGGAAAAGUCGCCGAGAUAAUCGAGGAUAGUGGUUUCGAUGCGACAAUCCUUUCGACGGACAGCACCUCAGUACCGACCGCAAAUGAGAAGGAUAUUCAGAGUAAUAAGUCACAGAUUUCCACCACCACGCUGGCGAUUGAGGGAAUGACAUGUGGCGCUUGCACCUCGGCGGUGGAGGGAGGAUUGAAGGAGAUAUCCGGAGUCCGGUCAAUUAAUGUCUCCUUGCUCUCGGAGCGAGCGGUUGUGGAACACGAUGCUGCCGCUGUGACACCGGAUCAAAUUGCAGAAGCCAUAGAGGAUCGCGGCUUCGGUGCGAAGGUGCUGGAAACCUCGACGCUCCAGGCUGGUCCUCGCGCCUCUCAGGAUCUUGCAGAACCAAAGUCACAUUUGAUGGUCACUACCAUUUCGAUUGAUGGAAUGACCUGUGGGGCCUGCACGGCAAGUGUACAGAACGCCGUCGAAGGCGUUGAUGGCCUGGUUCAAUUUAACAUCAGUCUGCUUGCCGAACGCGCCGUUAUUACCCACGACCCUGCGAUUCUUCCCCCUAAGAAACUUGUCGACUUGAUAGAAGAUGGCGGUUUCGAUGCAACCGUACUUUCUUCCGAAGCCCAAGUACCCGUCUCGGGCGCCGCAAGUAGAGUCACGCUCAGCAUUCAUGGGCUGCGCGAUGCGUCCUCGGCGAAUGCGUUAGAAAAUACCCUUCUCCAAAGACCUGGAAUCACCUCAGCAUCGGUUGACAUGGGUACCUCGCUAGUUCACAUUGCCUACGUUUCUUCUGUCCUUGGGAUUCGCACCGUCGUGGAGACCAUUGAGGCGGAGGGAUACAAUGCCUUGCUGGCUGACUCCGAUGAUACCAAUGCGCAACUGGAGUCACUUUCCAAGACCAAAGAGGUUCAGGAAUGGAAGCGAGCAUUCUUGUUCUCGGUGUCUUUUGCGGUUCCCGUGUUUAUCAUCAACAUGAUGCUACCCAUGUACUUGCCGUCUCUCGACUUUGGCAAUGUUCAAUUGCUUCCUGGGAUCUAUCUUGGGGAUGUCGCCUGUCUUUUGCUCACCAUUCCAGUACAAUUCGGUAUCGGGAAGCGCUUUUACGUUACGAGCUUCAAGUCAUUGAAGCAUCGCUCCCCAACCAUGGAUGUGUUGGUCAUGUUGGGCACAUCGGCGGCGUUCUUUUACAGCGUUUUCACGAUGGUUGUCGCCAUGUGCUCUUCAGCCCAUAAACGGCCGAGCACUGUCUUUGACACCAGCACAAUGCUCAUUACCUUCAUCACGCUUGGGCGAUGGCUGGAAAAUAGGGCCAAGGGCCAGACGUCAACCGCAUUGUCGCGGUUGAUGUCGCUAACUCCGUCUAUGACCACCAUCUACGACGACCCGAUUGCUGCAGAAAAGAUGGCCGAAGAAUGGGAAACUUCUCCAGUCGGCUCAAAGGAACCUAGGACGUCGACUUCCGGCGAAAGGUCCGGUCCCGUCAUCAAGGCUAUCUCGACGGAGCUUAUCGAAGUAGGCGACGUCGUUGUUCUUCACCCCGGCGACAAAGUUUCCGCGGAUGGUUUUGUUAUCCGAGGAGAAAGCUAUGUCGACGAAAGUAUGAUCACUGGCGAGCCUUUGCCAAUUCAUAAGACAAAGGGCAGUCUUGUCAUUGCGGGAACUGUCAAUGGAACUAGCUCGAUCGACUUCAAAGUGACGCGGGCGGGUAAAGACACGCAGUUAAGUCAGAUCGUCAAACUAGUUCAGGAUGCGCAAACUAGCAGAGCUCCAAUCCAGCGCAUGGCUGAUACCGUGGCCGGACAUUUUGUCCCUGCGAUUAUUAGUCUCGGUCUGAUUACCUUCUUUGGCUGGAUGCUCAUGAGCCACUUGCUACCUCACCCCCCUAAGAUCUUCAUGUCCGAGCAGAGUGGUGGCAAGGUUAUGGUUUGUUUGAAGCUUUGCAUCUCCGUCAUUGUCUUUGCCUGCCCGUGUGCUUUGGGCCUCAGCACCCCGACAGCAGUCAUGGUCGGCACAGGCGUUGGGGCUCAGCAAGGCAUUCUCGUCAAGGGCGGCGCUGUUCUGGAAGGCGCCACGAAGAUCAACCAUGUCGUCUUUGACAAGACGGGAACCCUGACCACCGGAAAGAUGAGCGUGGCUGAUGCAAGGAUUGAGCCCCACUGGACGACAAAUGAUUGGCGCCGUCGACUCUGGUGGUUGAUAGUUGGUCUUGCAGAGAUGAGCAGUGAACAUCCCAUUGGUAAAGCGAUUGUCAAUGCUGCCAAAACUGAAUCCGGUCAACCUGGUGAAGGCGGCUUACCCGGCAGCCUGGGCGACUUUGAUGCCUGUGUGGGCAAAGGUAUCUCAGCUCUGGUAGAGCCUACGUCCAGUGCCGAGCGCAUCCGAUACCCUGUCUUGAUUGGAAACGCGGCCUUCCUCCGGUCUAGGGAUAUUCCACUGCCCGAAUCGGUCGACGCUGAAGAUUCCGAGACCGUCAAGGACAAAUCCAACGUGCCUGCCGGUAUCACUCAUAUUCAUGUGGCCAUCGAGGGCCAAUUCGCCGGCACCAUUCUGCUCCGAGACACUUUGAAGGUGACCGCAGUCGCUGCCGUUGCAGCAUUGCAUCGCAUGGGCAUUGCCACCUCCCUGAUCACAGGAGAUACUUACCCUACGGCCGUUUCUAUCGCCACGGCUGUCGGGAUCCCCAUCGAGGCCGUUCACGCCUCUGUCUCUCCAUCCGACAAGCAAGCCAUUGUCGCCUCCCUGCAGGAUUCCGGUCUGCGCGUCGCCAUGGUCGGCGAUGGUAUUAACGACUCUCCCGCCCUGGCCACGGCCUCCAUCGGUAUAGCCCUCGCAUCCGGCACAGACGUUGCCAUGGAAGCCGCCGACAUCGUGCUCAUGCAGCCUGACGACCUCCUCUCAGUGCCUGCCAGUUUGGCGCUCUCCCGGUCUGUAUUCAACCGCAUCCGCCUCAAUCUCAUCUGGGCUUGUCUCUACAACGUCAUCGGCAUCCCCUUUGCCAUGGGUCUCUUCCUUCCUUUCGGUGGCUUCAUGCUGCCCCCUAUGGCUGCCGGAGCCGCUAUGGCGGCCUCCAGCAUCUCCGUUGUCGUGAGCAGCCUUCUUUUGAAGUUCUGGCAGCGUCCCCGAUGGAUGGACGUCGAACGACUCGAAAAUGAGGUUGAGUCGGGCAACACCAGCUUCCGCGGCUCCAAGAAGACCUGGUGGGAUGCCAAUCUCUCCGUUACCGGCUUCGGUGCCCGCUCCGGUCCCGUCCGCUUUAUCCAAGGCGCAGGCCGCAAAGCCUGGUCCUUGGUUACUGGCAGAGGAUCUCGGAAAUCAGACACUGAUGAGGGAUAUGUUCCGUUGCAAACGGUCGAGCCUGUGGCUUGAGCCAUGCGCGUGGAAAAUCCUACCAUCCUUCUUACCUCUUUUUUAAAUCUUUUCCCGGGGCUUGAUAUACCGCAAUCUAUAUACUGGCAUGAUGGGAUACUAUAUUGCACAAAUUUACGAUUUUCCUAAUGAUUGGCUUUUGUUUCGGGUGUUACGUGUUUUGGUUCUACUGAAACUGUUUUUGUGAUAAACAUAGGAUUGAUACCUCUUGUCGAUUUGUCUACCUAGCUAGCUAGCGUUUCGGGAAAUCAAUAAGAUUUGCUCGAGUUGAACUCGCUUAUCAUUGGCCU
This is a messenger RNA of Aspergillus steynii IBT 23096, 4103 nucleotides long. It is a transcript of the gene ctpA, whose product is annotated as Cu(2+)-transporting P-type ATPase CCC2. The coding region runs from base 232 to 3813 and encodes 1193 amino acids. Gene Ontology annotation, molecular function: ATP binding; P-type divalent copper transporter activity; copper ion binding. Lineage: Eukaryota; Fungi; Ascomycota; Eurotiomycetes; Eurotiales; Aspergillaceae. The record is from RefSeq and is a predicted model, not a curated record. Gene Ontology annotation, biological process: monoatomic cation transport; copper ion homeostasis. The transcript has a single exon. Gene Ontology annotation, cellular component: membrane.